UCAUGUUAAAAUAAUUUACAGUUAGUUUUUGGCAAUUAUGUGCUCAUCAUGUUUUUUAGACUAAAAUAAAAUUUUAAAAAAAGAAUAAUAACCAAUUGCUCGUAGAGUCAUUUAUUUGUACUUAAAAUAUCUAGAAUGUUGUAAUAUGCCUUUAUUAUUUAUCAUUUUUAUGUUAGUGAUAUUGAAAUCUUUUGGAUGUCGUCCAUUGUGCUUGAUGCGCUGUUUUAGUGAAGCAAUUGAAGUUAGUAAAAUUAAACGAAAACAUAGUCGAAAUGUCAAUUAUUACAUGCCUUUACUUUCAGAAGUGAGGCGAGAGUCUAUUAAAAAAAUUGUUUCUUUACAAAUGUCUGGUCGAUAUUUGAGUUGUACCACUAUACUCAGAGAUGGUAACAUUCUUAAAGAUUGGAAAAUACUUUACAUGCCAGAAGAGAUGAACAAAUUUAAUUUAGAUGAUGUCUAUAAUUCUGUUGCGGCACUCAUGAAAAAUUUACCUGAAAGUGAUAUUUACCUAAUUGAGAACUAUGUGAAGAUGCCAAACAAUGUGAAUGUUGCUGGUGCCAAUUUAUUUUACGUUAAACUACAAACACUUGCUAUGCUAAUUGCUCUUAUAAACAGCGGCCAAGCUGUAUAUACUCCAGAUAAUACUCAAGAAUCUAUGAACAAAGUGGUUUUAAUGAAAGCGCGUUUGCACGCCAGACUAUUUCGAAUUAUUGUUGGUACAGAAAUCAUUUCAUCGCAAGAUAUAACUGAAAUGAUGCUAAAAGGCAUCUUCCCUGAAUAUAUUACACCUGUUGUACCAGCAAUCGAUGCUAUUUUAACUUAUAGAUCAGUUAAAGAACCAAUUAUAAAAGAACUUAUGUCCAAUGGCCUAAUGUUAGCCAUGGCUUUUGUUGAUCUGGUACUGAAUUCAAAUCCAAAAAGUAUGCAAGCACUUAAUGAAAGUUCUAAGAGAAAAUUAAAAACCACAAAAAAGUUAUAAUUUUAAUUCAUUUUAAUGAAAAUAUAAACACAUAUUUGACUAGAAAUUUCAUUUUUAAAUAAACAAUGAUCUUAAAAAAGUA
Messenger RNA from Metopolophium dirhodum (rose-grain aphid), 1061 nucleotides. RefSeq lists its product as uncharacterized. Bases 146 to 979 code for a protein of 277 amino acids. Gene Ontology annotation, molecular function: DNA polymerase processivity factor activity. The record is from RefSeq and is a predicted model, not a curated record. Gene Ontology annotation, cellular component: mitochondrial nucleoid. Gene Ontology annotation, biological process: transcription elongation by mitochondrial RNA polymerase; mitochondrial transcription. The transcript has 4 exons. Lineage: Eukaryota; Metazoa; Arthropoda; Insecta; Hemiptera; Aphididae.